Synchiropus splendidus (mandarinfish) is the source of this 4344-nucleotide messenger RNA. It is a transcript of the gene dlg1b, whose product is annotated as discs large MAGUK scaffold protein 1b. Gene Ontology annotation, biological process: chemical synaptic transmission; neurotransmitter receptor localization to postsynaptic specialization membrane. Gene Ontology annotation, cellular component: neuromuscular junction; neuron projection; postsynaptic density membrane. Bases 576 to 3596 code for a protein of 1006 amino acids. Gene Ontology annotation, molecular function: kinase binding. The record is from RefSeq and is a predicted model, not a curated record. NCBI's taxonomy places the organism in Eukaryota, Metazoa, Chordata, Actinopteri, Syngnathiformes, Callionymidae. The transcript has 26 exons.
GGAAAGUUUGGAAUCCAGAGCUGGAGGAGGAGGAGGUAAAGGAGGAGGAGGAAGGCAAACCGAGAGGAGGGAUUUACACGCAGGGAAGUUUGACACGAAUGCAGUGGGGACAAGAGUGUGGCCCACUGCAAGAUAGGUCGGGCUGGUUCCGGGAAAGAGUUCGGGUUUGGUUCGGGGCCGAAGAAUCUCUGCAAGCCCAAAGUUUGUUUGUUUUUUUCCUGGGAGCCCGAACUGAAGUGGGCCGGUCUCCCUCCCACCGAUUGCUCUGCAUGAAGUUCUGCGGAAAGACGUUCGAUUCCCACUUUCACCGGCCGUCGGAUCAGGGCUGAGCGGGGCGGGCGGCGUCUCCGGCCGGGAGCGAGAGUCGCUGAGAGACAACUGUCCGGGACUCUUCUUCUGGUCUAAUCCCCGAACACUAGCUGUUGUUGUCGCGCUGCCCGGACAGUUCGGCUCGGGUCGGGGACUCGGUGCCUCCACGGAGGGUUGCUGUUUGAUCGAUCGAGCCAGCGAGGAAGGAUCGCAUGUGGCUAACACACAAGUAGCUCCAGAACCGGCCGAACCGACCCGAGCCAGACAUGCCCGUAAGGAAGAAAGAUGCGCAGCGAGCAUUGCUGCUGCUGGAGGAGUACCGGGCCAAGCUGAACCAUGCAGAGGACAGGCAGCUCCGCCUCUCCAUCCAGCGGGUCAUUGACAUCUUCCAGAGCAACCUGUUCCAGGCCCUCAUAGAUAUCCAGGAGUUUUAUGAAGUGACCUUAUUGGAUAGUCAAAUGUGGGCGGAGUCUUCCAAGGUAGCCGACCCGGUGGCUCCCGUCAACCUAUGGGACUUUUCCAGCCUCCAGAGCACGACGGUGACCUCGGACACGCUGCCCAGCCUUAGCACCAGCAUUGAGGACUCUCCCCUCCUUAUCGAAAUCCUGCACACGCUGGCGCUGGCUGACCGGUCGCCCAGCCACCAUGCACAUCAGAGGUAUCGGCACCACGACGAGGACGUGUCCCCCCAGGACCAGAGCUCCCUGCAGCUGACUGAGGAGGGGGGUCCAGAGCUGGUCCAGGUCUCGGAGAAGAACCUGUCUCAAAUCGAGAACGUGCAUGGAUAUGUGACACAUGCGCACAUCUCUCCCUUGAAGGUGGCGAUGGUCGACUGCGUCUUUGACGGGUCUCCAUUAGGACUGAAUCAAUCGGAGUUCCCCUCCCCCACGCCCUCCUGCUCCUCCAACCCGUACCCCCCCAUCCAGCAGGCAGAAGUCACGACCCCGUCCUCCAUUAUCCCUGUGAUCCCUGUUUCACCAGCCGAGACCCCCACCAUCACCCCGACAGCCCCCCAGGCCAACCCUCCUCCUGUGGUGGUCAACACAGACACUCUGGACAUGCCCCCUUAUGUGAACGGUACGGAGGCAGACUAUGAGUACGAGGAAAUCACUCUGGAGCGGGGGAACUCGGGUCUGGGCUUCAGCAUCGCUGGCGGCAUCGACAACCCUCACAUCGGAGAAGACCCCAGUAUCUUCAUCACCAAAGUCAUCCCAGGAGGAGCGGCGGCCCAGGACGGACGGCUCAGGGUCAAUGAUGUCAUCCUGCGGGUCAACGAGGUGGAUGUACGCGACGUGACGCACAGUCGGGCGGUGGAGGCGCUGAAAGAAGCCGGUGCUUUGGUGCGCUUGUACGUGCGGCGCCGAAAACCUGUCGCAGAGAAAGUGACGGAGCUGAAGCUGGUCAAAGGACCAAAAGGUCUGGGGUUCAGCAUCGCCGGAGGGGUUGGUAACCAACACAUCCCCGGAGACAACAGCAUCUACGUGACCAAGAUCAUUGAGGGGGGGGCCGCACACAAGGACGGACGCCUGCAGAUUGGAGACAAGCUGCUCGCUGUCAACAGUGUGUGUCUGGAGGAGGUCACUCAUGAACAUGCCGUCACUGCCUUGAAACACACACCUGAUGUUGUUUACCUGAAGGUUUCUAAACCAACCAGUGUCUUCAUCAACGACAGCUUCACCUCACCUGACCUCUCCAGCUCAUUCCCUCCUCACCUGGAUAACCACGUCAGCCCCUCUAACUUCCUGGGUCAGCCUGCCCCUCCUCCCACCUCCACAGGACGUUACUCCCCUACCCCCAAGAGCAUUCUGGGAGAGGACGACGUCAUCAGGGAUCCCAGGAAGGUGAUUCUGGUCCGGGGGUCGGCGGGUCUGGGCUUCAACAUUGUGGGAGGUGAAGAUGGAGAAGGAAUCUUCAUCUCCUUCAUCCUGGCAGGAGGCGCAGCGGACCUGAGCGGAGAGCUGCGGCGAGGAGACCGGCUGGUGUCGGUGAACGGCGUGGACCUUCGUAAUGCCACUCAUGAACAAGCAGCAGCUGCCUUGAAGAACGCUGGGCAGACUGUAACCAUCAUCGCCCACUACAGGCCAGAGGAAUACAGUCGCUUUGAGGCAAAGAUCCAUGACCUCCGGGAGCAGAUGAUGAACAGCAGCAUCAGCUCUGGCUCCGGGUCUCUGCGCACCAGCCAGAAGAGGUCGCUCUACGUCAGAGCUUUGUUCGAUUACGACAGGACGAGGGACUCGGGUUUGCCUAGUCAGGGACUGAACUUCAGGUUUGGAGACAUCCUCCACGUGGUUAACGCUUCUGACGACGAGUGGUGGCAGGCCAGGCAGCUGACUGCUCAGGGCGAGGUGGAGGAGGUCGGGGUCAUACCCAGCAAGAGAAGGGUGGAGAAAAAGGAGCGGGCCCGACUAAAGACGGUCAAGUUUAAUGCCAAGUCCAGAGAAAGGCAGUCCGUCACUGACAAGCGUAAAAAGAACCUGUUUACUCGAAAGUUUCCGUUCAACAAGAGCAAAGAGGCGAGCGAGCUGGAGACCAGCGACCUGGACCAACAUGUGACGUCGAACGCUAGUGACAGUGAGAGUAGCUACCGUGGUCCAGAGGAGAUGGUGCUGUCCUACGAACCGGUUGCCCAGCAGGAGGUGAACUACAGCCGACCUGUAAUCAUCCUCGGCCCGAUGAAGGACCGGAUCAACGACGACCUCAUCUCCGAGUUCCCUGACAAGUUCGGGUCCUGCGUGCCACGUGAGUCGUCCGAGCCCUCCGAUCAGACGUACUGGUCGCUUGACAUGCCCUACUGUCGCCCUGCAGACACAACGCGGCCCAAGAGAGACUAUGAGGUGGACGGCCGGGACUACCACUUCGUGGGGUCCAGGGAGCAGAUGGAGAAGGACAUCCAGGAGCACAAGUUCAUCGAGGCGGGACAGUACAACAACCACUUGUACGGGACCAGCGUGCAUUCGGUCCGGGAGGUCGCCGACAAGGGUAAACACUGCAUCCUGGACGUCUCUGGAAAUGCCAUCAAGCGCCUGCAGGUGGCGCAGCUUCAUCCCAUCGCCAUCUUCAUCAAGCCCCGGUCGGUGGAAAACAUCAUGGAGAUGAACAAGCGCCUGUCGGAGGAGCAGGGCCGGAAAACGUUUGAGAGGGCUGGCAAGCUGGAGCAGGAGUUCACUGAGCACUUCACAGCGGUGGUCCAGGGCGACACUCUGGAAGAGAUUUACGAGCAGGUGAAGCGGGUCAUAGAGGAUCACUCGGGUCGCUUCGUCUGGGUCCACUCCAAGGAGAAGUUGUGAUGUCGGCGCCACCCCUCCCUGCCUGCGCACCGGACGCCGGUGUUUUCUACUUCCUGGUUCGGACUCCGUGAGACAAGCACACACGGGUCGUGUGACCGGUACGACGAUGUAGCCGCUGCACCUGCAGGAUAUGGAUAGAGCUUCGGACCGGAAGAGAAAUUUUGCACGUUUGAUCGUCAGCACAUGACGAGCCCCUUCCCCUGCUAACACGCCUCCUUCUGCUCUCCGCUGUUGCCUGAUGGCAGCGGCACACGCAAGCUUUGCAGGUUCUGGCUGGACAGAAGGGGGCGCCGCUCAGGAUUCCAGUCGUCACAUUUCAGAAACUUGUUUUUCAUUUGACAUCAUUUUAGCAUGUUUGUUUUGAUAAGCUGGAGCUCUGACUUGGAGAUAUGUCAAACAUGUCAAACAAGCUCUCCUUUGUGAACCGUAAAGAAACUUCUUUCUCAGAUUCGAGAGGUUGGUUCUGUUUUCAGAUUUUCAUGUUCUCCAUCCUGCGUUUCUGUUGCUCGCGACGGCACCCUCUGUUGGACCGAACCUGCAGCUUUGAUGCUUGAUCACGGGUCCUCUUUCAGUGAGAGGAGCCAGACUGUACGAAGAGAUUAUGACAUCAAUAUUUAACCCUCGUUAAACUGCCUAUUUUCUAACGACGGAAUUGACAGAACUUUAUUCCCGACGUUCGUACGUCAGAUAGAAACAGAUCUGAAGUCUAUUUUUCUCUUUGUUUGGGCGCCUCCUGUCUUUCAUCUUC